AUGUCUGAUCUGCAUCAUACCACACCGCUAGCUCCUCCACCCUCUCUCGUCCUACAUACAGCAGUCGACUUCGUACAUAAGCAGGGCAUCGGUAUUGGAAUAGUCCAACGCACGCCGAUAGGCGCAGCCAGGAACAACACCAUACCAAUAACUAAGCGCAAGUACAGUGUGAAGGGCAGCCAGUUCACAUCCGAGAAUGUCAAGACGCCGAAAAGAGCUUACAUGUUCGCAAUUAUACUUGCGAUGGGGCUCGCACGAGGUACAAUCAAACGUCGAUGUACGAAGACACUCAAUAUCCGAAAAGUCACGGUGCUCUCUGAAGAUGUGCUGGAAAUUAGGAGCAAGGAGACGAUGAGAGCUAAGAUAUUGGCACGGCAGAAAGGGAGGAAGGCGUGUCGCAGUCGUUGUCAGGCGCAACACAAUGCUUUCAUAGAAGCAAUUACCGAUGUCAACUAG
Molecule: messenger RNA, 456 nt
Organism: Parastagonospora nodorum SN15
Lineage: Eukaryota; Fungi; Ascomycota; Dothideomycetes; Pleosporales; Phaeosphaeriaceae
Exons: 2
Coding region: 1-456 (151 amino acids)
Source: RefSeq, a predicted model, not a curated record